Messenger RNA from Anguilla rostrata (American eel), 3625 nucleotides. RefSeq names its product exocyst complex component 1 (gene exoc1). Gene Ontology annotation, biological process: Golgi to plasma membrane transport; exocytosis. The transcript is spliced from 20 exons. Gene Ontology annotation, cellular component: plasma membrane; exocyst. NCBI's taxonomy places the organism in Eukaryota, Metazoa, Chordata, Actinopteri, Anguilliformes, Anguillidae. The record is from RefSeq and is a predicted model, not a curated record. Bases 168 to 2870 code for a protein of 900 amino acids. Gene Ontology annotation, molecular function: phosphatidylinositol-4,5-bisphosphate binding.
CAUCUGACUUCCUUCUUCUACCCCGGAAACAGGAAACUCCUGGCUAAAACAGGCAAAAUAAUGGAUGUUUAGCUGCGGGCUGUUUUUGCAUGGAACAAACGGAAGAUUUCACAUAUCGCAUUUAAACAUUCAAAUACUGCUCGCAAAGCCACUCUUAAGCAGCAAAGAUGACGGCCAUCAAGCACGCACUGCAGAGAGACAUCUUCACCCCGAACGACGAGCGGCUGCUCAGCAUCGUUAACGUCUGCAAGGCUGGGAAGAAGAAAAAGAACUGCUUCCUGUGUGCUACAGUGACCACUGAACGUCCGGUCCAGGUGAAGGUGGUCAAGGUGAAGAAGUCUGAUAAGGGAGAUUUCUACAAGCGGCAGCUGGCCUGGGAGCUCCGGGACCUGACUGAGGUGGAUGCCAAGGAUGCCAACAAGGAGAACCCGGAGUUCGACCUGCACUUUGAGAAGGUGUACAGGUGGGUGGCCAGCAGCACGGCGGAGAAGAACGCCUUCAUCUCCUGCAUCUGGAAGCUCAACCAGAGAUACCUGAGGAAGAAGCUGGAGUUCGUCAAUGUCAGCCCCCAGCUGCUGGAAGAGCUUCCUAAAGCUGAAGAGUCGGUUCCCAGCGGGGAGAGUCAGAGUGUGGCGGGAGGUGACGAGGACGCACUGGAGGAGUACCAGGAGCUGAGUACGCGGGAGGAGCAGGACAUUGAGGGCAUGAUGGAGGUGUGCGAGUACGCUGUCUCCAACGCAGAGGCCUUCGCUGAGAAGCUGUCUCGAGAGCUGCAGGUCCUGGACGGGGCGAAUAUCCAGUCGAUCAUGGCGUCAGAGAAGCAGGUGAACACGCUGAUGCAGCUGCUGGACGAGGCGCUGGCCGAGGUGGACACCAUCGAGGGGAAGCUGAGCAGCUAUGAGGAGAUGCUGCAGAGCGUGAAGGAGCAGAUGGACCACAUUUCCCAGAGUAACCACCUCCUGCAGCUCAGCAGCACCAACAACCUACGCCUGCUGGACGACAUCACCUUCCUAGUGAACUACAUGGACCUGUCUAAGGGGCACAUCAGAGCUCUGCAGGAGGGAGACCUGGCCUCCCCCAAGGGCAUCGAGGCCUGCAUCAACGCCUCUGAAGCCCUGCUGCAGUGCAUGAACGUAGCACUCAGACCAGGGCAUGAUAAGCUCCUUGCAGUGAAGCAGCAGCAGCAGCUCUUCUGUGAGCUGAGAGACGGUUUCUCCCGCAGACUCACCAACCACCUCAACAACGUCUUCGUUCACCAGGGCUAUGAUCAGAGCUCCAGUCUGACGCAGCACACUGCUGAGCUGACCCUGCCCAAACACAGCGCCCUGCAUCGGGACCUGCUGCGCUACGCUAAGCUCAUGGAGUGGCUGAAGAACACCCAGCGGGAGAAAUACGAAGGGCUGACCGGGACCUAUGUUGAUUAUAUGACCAGACUAUACGAGCGGGAAAUUAAAGAUUUCUUUGAGGUGGCGAAAAUGAAAAUGGCGGGUACAAGCAAGGAGGGGAAGAAGUUUGCUACGCUGCCCAGGAAAGAGAGUGCUCUCAAACAGGAAACCGAGAGCCUGCACGGGAGCUCUGGGAAGCUGACAGGCUCCACCUCCAGCCUGAACAAGCUGGCGGUGCAGAGCUCCAGCAGCCGCCGCUCACAGUCCUCCUCUCUACUCGACAUGGGCAAUAUGUCCGCCUCCGACCUGGACGUGGCCGACAGGACUAAGUUCGACAAGAUAUUUGAACAGGUCCUCAGUGAGUUGGAGCCCUUGUGUUUGGCGGAGCAGGACUUCAUUAGCAAGUUUUUCAAGCUGCAGCAACAUCCCGGCCUUGGAGGAUCACAAGGGAAUGGGAGUGAUGUUGAUGGGACGUUGCAGACCAGAGCGCCCCCUCAUGGAGAACACAGACAUUCCAUGUCUGAGAAAGACACUGUUCGGUGGAUGAUGAACAGUAUAUUCCACUGCAUUGAGAUAGAGCUGAACACUCUGAUUGCGCUGGGUGAUAAGAUGGACAGCUUCCACUCGCUCUACAUGCUGGUGAAAAUGAGCCACCAUGUCUGGACUGCGGAGAACGUUGACCCCGCCUCCUUCCUCAGCACCACCCUGGGCAACGUGCUGGUCACAGUCAAGAGGAACUUCGACAAGUGCAUUUCCAGUCAGAUCCGGCAGAUGGAGGAGGUGAAGAUCUCCAAGAAGAGCAAAGUGGCCAUCCUGCCCUUCGUCACCGGCUUCGAGGAGUUCGCCGAACUCGCUGAGACCAUCUUCCGCAACGCCGAACGCCGCGGCGACCUGGACAAAGCCUACGUCAAGCUCAUCAGAGCGGUCUACAUGAACGUGGAGAAGGUGGCCAUUGAAAGCCUGAAGACUCCACGGGACGUGGUGCUGAUGGAGAACUUCCACCACAUCUUCUCCACCCUCUCACGCCUGAAGAUCUCCUGCCUGGAGGCGGAGCGGCGUGAGGCCAAGCACAAGUACACAGAGCACCUGCAGGCCUACGUCAUCACCUCCCUGGGGCAGCCUCUGGAGAAGCUCAACCAUUUCUUUGAGGGUGUGGAGGCGCGUGUGGCCCAGGGAGUGAGGGAGGAGGAGGUGAGCUACCAGCUGGCCUUUAACAAGCAGGAGCUGCGGAAGGUCAUUAAGGAGUACCCCGGCAAGGAGGUGAAGAAAGGCCUGGAUAACCUGUACAAGAAGGUGGACAAACACCUGUGUGAUGAGGAAAAUCUGCUACAGGUGGUGUGGCACUCCAUGCAGGAUGAGUUCAUCCGGCAGUACAAGCACUUUGUGGGUCUGAUUGGACGAUGCUACCCAGGAUCUGGAAUCACCAUGGACUUCACCAUACAGGACAUACUGGAGUACUUCUCCAGCAUCGCACAGUCACACUGAGCACACACCCCAUCACGUAGUCUCAAUGAACACACACACAUGCACACACACAAGUACAUGCGCACACACACGCAUGCACAAACACUCACGGCAUCGUACAGUCUCCCUGAAAACACACACACACGCACAGAGCAUCAGUCUUACUGAAAAUACACACACACACACAUUUCAGUACUCCUUGAUUAUUAAUUGCUCAGUGUCAUUUAGUCAUGAAGUACAAUGCUACUGUGCUGCCCCCUGGUGGCCAGCAGAAGAAGGGGAUUUGGCCAUUUCCCUCUAGUUAGGUUUAUUCUUUGUUUCUCCUGUGUAAUCAAUAUGUUCAGCCUCUGGAACUGUGGGUGAUUAUGAGCUUGUGAAUGUAUGUGAAAGCAAAUAUUCACAGAGAAAGAUCUCAUAGCGUGGACCAUUUCAAAGUACUUGUUUAAAUUAUAGCAUUAACAGCAUUCAUACAUAAACAAACACUCAACUACAAUUUCAAGUCCUUCCCUGGAAGAGGAGCAUUCUCAAACAAAGAAACACUAUGACUGAGUAAGGGACUUUCUCUGGCUUCCUCCUCACCACAGGGAAACAGGAAGAUUGUAAAUAAAAACCAAGCCGCAGUGCAUUCCCAGAGCAGAAUCCAGUGGCACAUUCACUGAGAGCCAAUUGGACAGGAGAUACUUUCACUGCAUUCACAUCUUCUGUCCUGUGCAGCUGUGAUGUUUAUAUCUCUGAGAAUGACAAAUGUGCAAUAAAGCUCUGCUAUGUUGCUUUGA